This is a messenger RNA of Sphaerulina musiva SO2202, 2774 nucleotides long. RefSeq names its product ethanolaminephosphotransferase. The coding region runs from base 35 to 1285 and encodes 416 amino acids. The record is from RefSeq and is a predicted model, not a curated record. Gene Ontology annotation, cellular component: membrane. Gene Ontology annotation, molecular function: phosphotransferase activity, for other substituted phosphate groups. Lineage: Eukaryota; Fungi; Ascomycota; Dothideomycetes; Mycosphaerellales; Mycosphaerellaceae. The transcript is spliced from 3 exons. Gene Ontology annotation, biological process: phospholipid biosynthetic process.
CACGACCUCUCCUGAACCAUCCCAUACCGCCAGAAUGGGCUACAUACGCCAGGACGCCUUGCCGCGUCUCAAAGAGUACAAGUACUCGGGCGUGGACCACAGCCUUCUCUCGCGAUAUGUUCUCAAGCCAUAUUGGUGGAAUCAGGUCAUCAAGCUCUUUCCGCUCUCCAUGGCCCCCAAUGCCAUCACCUUGACCGGAUUUGGAUUCGUGGUCGCCAAUGUCUUGACAAUGCUCUACUAUUCACCCACCCUCGACCAAGAAUGCCCAUCGUGGGUCUACGCGUCUUGGUCUCUCGGCCUCUUCAUCUACCAAACUCUAGAUGCCAUUGAUGGAACCCAGGCGCGUCGGACCCGUCAGAGUGGGCCUCUCGGCGAGCUCUUCGAUCACGGUGUGGAUGCCGUAAAUACCAGCCUCGAGGUGCUCCUCUUCGCAGCUGCCAUGCAAUUUGGCCAAGGCUGGAAGACUGUGCUCGUCCUAUUCGCCAGCCUGUUGACUUUCUACGUACAGACUUGGGACGAGUACCACACCAAGACACUGACGCUGGGAUUCAUAUCGGGACCAGUCGAAGGUAUCCUCACCCUCAGCAUUGUCUACGGCAUAACAGCUUUUACUGGUGGGAGUUAUUGGCGGCAGCCAAUGCUCUAUGCUCUGGGUGUGCCACAAUACAAUCUGCUGCCCCGCAUUGCGUACGAGAUGGACUUUGGCGAUUUCUAUCUGGUCUAUGGCGGCAUCGUUCUCGUCCCUUCUGUCAUUGGCAGCGCUUUGAACGUGAUGGAAGCUAGACGGAAGCGUGGGGAGCGCACACGGGUGGCUCUCCUUGGACUGCUACCAUUCUUCGGCACCUGGACUCUGAUUGCCGCUUAUCUGGCACUACAGCCCAUCAUCCUCCGAGAGCACAUCGUGCCGUUUGUACUGUACGCUGGAAUGGUCAACGCUUACAGUGUCGGUCAGAUGAUUACAGCUCAUCUGACAAAGUCGCCGUUUCCAUACCAGAACGUGCUGGCACUGCCGCUCGCGUACGGAGUCAUUGACUCCAUCGGACCAGUUCUCCUCCAAAACAUUGGCAUUGGAUGGUAUAGCUCUCUCGGUAACGGUGUCUACCAGGUGGCAUUUCUCUUCACGUGCGUGGGACUUGCUUUUGGCGUCUACGGCAGCUUCGUUGUGGAUGUGAUAGUCGAUAUUUGUGACUACCUCGACAUUUGGUGUCUGACUAUCAAGCAUCCAUAUACCGAGGAGACUGAAGAGACCAACCAGAAGCAUGUCAAUGAGAAGAAGGCGGCCUAGAUAUACGGGCUUGUUGCUCACAUGACCACUUUCCAGAAUUCGACAACGUUUCCCGGCCGAGCUUUUACCUCAUGAGUGGUCACCUGCGCCUGGAUUAGAGGCUUACUGCGCAUGAUUUAGACGACAUAGAUAACGAUAGCCCUCCCCCGCAUACAAGCAACACUACCAAAUUUAAGGCCCGUACCUCUUUCUCCUCUAGGUUCAGCAAUAACGUGGACGACUCGGGCAUCAUCACUGCUCGGCCGUGUCAGGACGACUUGAUUCACGAAAAAAUGGCAAGUCUUCCGCCAUGUCUCGUGUCCUAGUGCACUUGACCUGCUUUGAGGACUAUCGGAAGGUAUCUGGAACUGAUGCGAAGCUCAGUCUGACACCCUUUUCCUUAUUAUUGGCUCUAUCAAGGACUUUGUCUUUUCUCAAAGAGCACCCGAGACGAAGCUACGACAUCCGCCUGGGAUACCGGUAUUCUACCAGAAUCCGACUGGUGUUCAGACACCAGAGGGCAGAUCAGGCAGCUUGAGUCAUAUUUCCACAUUACAACCGCGAUCAGAGAAGCUAGAGCAGAAGCUAUAGAUCUUCAACAACCCGAUGAACAGAAGAUGGCGGGCUAUGUGUGCUUGUAUGAUGGUGAUGGACUCCCGGCGCUCCACAUUUGAGCAGGCUUAUGAGCUGUUGGCAUGCAAGGCUACUAUUUCAGACCAACAAAGUGCAAGUGAAGAAAGAUCCGCGAACCUCCGCUUCUUAAUCACUGAUACCAUGCCAGACGAGCUGUACCAACAUAGCUGACUGUGAACGCAGACACAUUUCUGACCAAUGUCCCACCAUGACUCCAUCCCGGGUGCAACUUCUCUGCAUGUAUAAAUAGCCAAGCAUGUGUCAGAUGAGGCAACCGCAUCGCUGAACAAGCAACAACGGGAAUGUCGGCCUAUGCAUGCGGCAUGCCCACUGUUUGACAUGACGAUGCCGACAGACUGCUUAUCUGAGCAUGGAUUCUCCAGACCUCGGGAGGUUCCAACUUUACGCAUGCGAUAAGCAGGGUUGCCAUGGCAUCAAUCAUAUAUAUAAAUCGUUGGUUCCCCUCAAUGAACUCGAAUUGAUCCAGCAGCACGAAAACAAUACCUCCCAUCAACAUCACUCAAGUACAUAUUCCGACGUCAAGACACCUCACAAGACCCUUGCAGCCACCAACAAUGUCCACCACCUACCUCAUCUCCGGCACGACACGCGGCAUUGGCCGUGGCCUCGUCUCUGCACUUCUACUUCGACCCAACACCCUCGUCUUUGCUGGAGUCCGUGACCCCAGCGCGAAAGCUGCCCAAGACCUCCUCUCUCUACCCAAAGCACCCGACAGCUCCGUCUUCCUCAUCAAGCUCGACUCAUCAAGCGAAAGUGACGCAGCCCAAGCCAUCCAAACCCUCCAACAAGAGCACAACAUCACCCACCUCGACGUCGUCAUCGCCAACGCCGGCAUCCUCACCACCGCCGCCCCCUG